Messenger RNA from Callithrix jacchus (white-tufted-ear marmoset), 663 nucleotides. The record is from RefSeq and is a predicted model, not a curated record. Lineage: Eukaryota; Metazoa; Chordata; Mammalia; Primates; Cebidae.
AACCAGUGCGCAUGCGCCGGGCCCUGACCUGGAAGUGGCUGGAUCCGGGGCAUGCGUGUUUCCAUGAGUGUGGCGGAGAUGGGGAGACAGGAACCCUCCGAGCCCCCGUCGCCCGGAGACGCGACGCAGAACAGCGCCCGGCCUGCGGAUCGCCACGGCCUGUUAAAACACAGCUGUGGGUUCUUGGACUUCUGGGACAUUGCGAAGCCUGAGCAGGAGACGCGACUUGCGGCCACGAAGCUGCCGGAGUAUCUGCGCGCUAGGCCGAAGAUGGAGCGGCGGGGGUCUGAGAUGAAAUACACCCUGAAGCGGCUAAUCACGGGACUCGGGGUCUGGCGAGAAAACACCCGGCCCUGCUACAGUUUGGCCCUGGCACAGCUGUUACAGUCUUUUGAAGACCUCCAUUUGUGCAGCAUCCUGCAGCAGAUACAAGAAAAAUAUGACCUGCAUCAGGUGAAGAAGGUGAGAGAGGGCCCGGGGAGGACAACUGCUCUCUUUGCAGACCUGUUCAGAGUGCUCGCCCUCUUUCAGUCAGGCUGGCUGGUGAAGGUGAGAACUUUGGGAGGACGGUGGGGUGGGGGAUGUAGGCUGGUCUUGGAUGGGUGGGGGACAUUAGUGGUCCCUGCUCAUACCCUCUGCCCCUCUGUGGGGACGAGGUGCUGA